CUCGCGGCACUCGCUCGCCUCAGCCUUCACUCGCGCCAGCAGGAUGUCCAUCGUCGAGGAGGUCGAGGAUCCCGAGAUCGAGGACUCUGAUGAGGAGGACUCGGACGAGGACAUGCCUGAGCUCGAGGCCGCCGAGGGCGGCGACGGCGAUGCUGCCUCGGACACCUACAUCAUCUUCGGCGAGGCUAAGAUCGAGGACCUCUCCGCGCAAGCGCAGCAGGCGGCCGCAGAGCGGUUCAAGCGGCCGGCGGGGAUUUCUUUUCUUGCGGCCGCGGAGCAGUUCAAGGAGCCGGUGAUGACGAACAAGCCGGAGAUGGCGAAGGUGACGAAGCCCGUCAUCGAGGAGAUUGGCGGCGAGGACGGCGAGGUGGACGAGACGGGGGUGGAGCCGAAGGACGUCGAGCUCGUGAUGAGCCAGGCCGGCGUCUCGCGCGCCAAGGCCGUCAAGGCGCUCAAGAUCAACGAGGGCGACAUUGUCAACGCGAUCAUGGAGCUCACGAUGUGAGGAGCCCGCCGCGGCGGGCAAGCAGCCUCUGCUCGACUUUGCGCUGGCACACGCGCACGCGCUACACCUCCGCCCUCGGCGCGGCGGCGGUGGUGGCGACGACCCGAAGGGUCGUGGAAGCCGGAGCGGCCAUGCUUCGCUGACGCCACACCACCCCGCCCGCCGGGCGGCGGGAACCGAACCUCUGUCUCUGCCGGCGGCCUUCCCGCCAAAGUACAGCGCCCUCUCCCGCGCGUCUCGCAUGGCGUCUCCCUCUUCUCCCUUUUAUUGUCAUCUCUCUACAGUC
Molecule: messenger RNA, 791 nt
Organism: Emiliania huxleyi CCMP1516
Lineage: Eukaryota; Haptophyta; Isochrysidales; Noelaerhabdaceae
Exons: 5
Coding region: 44-505 (153 amino acids)
Biological process (GO): protein targeting to membrane
Cellular component (GO): cytoplasm; nascent polypeptide-associated complex
Source: RefSeq, a predicted model, not a curated record